AGUUUUCAGGUCGGUUCCGGGUACUGUUGGGCCAUUUUCUUACGUUGAAACUUCACGAAAAGGAAACGCGAAAGUGAAAAUGACCGAUCAGAAAUUAUAAUGUGAUCGUGAAAUUCUCGCGACGUUUUCGUUAACAAAAGUGUGAAACUUCACAAAGUGAAAAUGUGAUUUCUAUGGAUGUUCAUGCGAUCGCGUACGAUAGCAGAGAAUAUGAAAUACCGGAUAAUGACGCCUCGUGAUUUACUCUGUUUGUUGGCCACCUACUUAGGAAUUUUCUCGAUCGCGCUAUGCCAAAGUACUUGUCCAACAAGGUGCCUCUGCUACCUCAGCCAACUACCAAGGACUAUCACGUGUUCGAAGCAAGGGUUGGAAGUGUUUCCUGAAAAUAUAAGCGACGUGGUACAGGAAUUAAAUUUAUCUAACAACCUGUUAACGAAUAUCACUGAUGACAUUAAUCGAUUGAUAGAUUUACGAAUCUUGAAACUAGCAAGAAAUAAAUUAACUUCGUUACCUGAGGAUUUAAGUUCUUUAAACAGCUUGCGAACAUUGGAUUUGACUGCCAACAAUAUAAAACACAUCGUUGAUAUUAGGUCUAUAGUACAGCUACCAUCAUUGAUGGUUCUAUAUUUAUCCAAAAAUCCACUAUCUAAAUUGGAAGGGUUAAUGAGUGCCAGCAUUAGAGCUUUGGAUGCUAGUCAUUGUGAAAUACGGGAACUCACUAAUACAUCUUUGGAUGGCCUACCAGAAUUGACUAUGCUUACCUUAAUGGGAAACCCAUUGAAAGACAUUAACAAAACCUGGAGUCCAAAAUUAGAGUGGCUCGACAUGUCUGACUGCCUUUUAAAUUAUUUAAGGCCUGAUACUUUCAAUGGAUUUCCAGCGCUUGAAGAGCUUCGACUGUCCAACAAUCCUACUUUAGUCUACAGUACGAGAAACUCAACAUUGACACACUCAAAACUGAAAACGCUUGACGUGUCAAAAUGUAAUUUGGAUAGACCUGGUCUCCACGGACUACCCUCGCUGACUCAGGCUCGAUUAUCCCGCAAUAUGAUCCAUAUGUUGCCAGAUCGAAUUUUCGCCAAAAAUAGAGAGCUCGGUUUCCUAUAUUUAAAUGCGAAUGGAAUCGAAAAAUUGAAUACGAGUACGUUCGAGGGUUUAGUGAAACUUCAAGUGCUGGAUUUGUCAGCCAAUUACUUGGAAGUAAUUCAUCCGUUGACGUUUCACGAAAAUGUGGAGCUCAAAGUGCUCAACUUAUCGUACAACGUUUUGUAUGAGCUUCCAAGUCUCACGUCAACCGUAACAACGUUGGACGCAUCGUCAAAUUUGAUCAGCGACCUGGAUGAAAAUUUCUUAGCAAACAUGCCGAAAAUAAGAAGCGUCAUUUUGAAUAAUAAUCAACUACAAAGGUUUCCAUCCAAAUUGAAGUCCACAUCGUUGAAGAAUUUAGAUUUAAGACGAAAUAGAUUAGUCGAAGUGUGUAACGACACGUUUCUCCAAUUACCACAACUUCUGAGGAUUGAUUUGUCAGGAAAUCGAUUAACAGAAGCUAUAAAUCCAGAAAUCUUUCGAAAUAAUCCAAACUUGAAUACCAUAAAAUUAGAGGACAAUCCAUGGCGUUGCGACUGUAUUGACUUAUACCUGAUGUAUAGUUUUCUAACAGAACAACCAGCAAAAACCGUAGACCAAAAUUUGCUUUGCCAAAGUCCAUCAAACGUAUCCGGUUAUACUUGGCAUACUGCUUGUUUCAACAUAUGGAAUAAAUCUUUGUACUACAAUAAAGAUAGAACAUGGGGGUUUGUGAUGAUCAUAGUCCUUACGAUUGUCGUUUUAUCCGGAAGUUUCAUAUCUAUCAGACACAUGAUGAGGAUUAAAAGAAGAGCUAUCGAACAAAGGCAACAAUUGGAAACUUUAAGACUAUUAAGGCAAAGAAGGAACCAAGUUGCACAACAACUGGAAGAAGAAGAGCACAUUGAACAUGCACCAGAACCAAGAAUCCAUCCCCUCGAGUUAAUUGGGCCACCCAGUUACGAAGAAGCAAUACAGAUGCCAAGACUUGCUCGAUCUUUGGACAAUUUGGAUGAAAUUUCGGAGACGACUUCUGUGCGUGUAAUGGGUUCCGCUGAUAACAUAAGAUACAAAUAUAGAAGAACGAGGAGAACAAAAAAGAGAAUACAGAGCGAGGACGAUUUACUCAGAAGGGAAGAGCGACGACACGAAAGACUCAGGCGAGAACGAAAUAGCUCCGCCGGUAACAGUGAAAUCGUUUUACCACAAAGUCAAAGAAACUCUAGAGCUAACACGGCACGUAGAGCCAGAAGGAACAGCGCGAUAAGUGAUUCCAUAGAAACAGGAAGUGAAAGAGUCCGAGCCAAACCGCAAACACCAAGUUCAAGAAAAAGGAGACAGAGAUACACGGUUUACGACGGGCACUCGACCGAUGAUGAAGACUCGGACGUUGCACCAGUUGGUUCAAGUAGAUCGAUUAUCAUCAGGGAACUUCGAAGAGAACCGAAAAGCGGUUACAGGGAACCUGUGGUAGAACAGGAUUCCUAAAUAUUCAUAUGUUAUCGAUUAAGAUUCCACUAAGACAUUUUUUCAAAUGAAAUAUUGUUAUAUUUAUAUUUUUAAUAAUUUUAUUUUAGAGAAUGAUUAUAAUUAUUACUAUAAUCAUUAUUCUACCAUUGAAAGAUAUUAAUUAAAAACUGAUUGCUAUCAAUAAGAAAAUCAUGUUGUGAUAAUAUACUUUCAUUGUUCUUUCGAACGAAUUCUUUUUUCGCUGCCAUUGAACUAAUUAAAUAAAUAAGUAAAAUAAUUUAUGCAAUAAAUGAUAUAUCGCUAUAUAUGUGAAUCAUUAUGUUUGAAGAUGACAAGUCUUCAUUUGUUGGUCUCAUGCAUCCUAAUCGUUAUUUACUUAUUUUUUA
Frieseomelitta varia is the source of this 2921-nucleotide messenger RNA. Its product is annotated as leucine-rich repeat-containing protein 15. Lineage: Eukaryota; Metazoa; Arthropoda; Insecta; Hymenoptera; Apidae. Gene Ontology annotation, molecular function: protein binding. Bases 178 to 2553 code for a protein of 791 amino acids. The transcript is spliced from 6 exons. The record is from RefSeq and is a predicted model, not a curated record.